AUUGCUCUGCUUUCCACUGUCCCAAUGCCCCUACGUAUUUUAAACACAACUCCUCAUGGUCUUAAAUCCAAUUAUUAGGGCAUAUUCUCGCCUAAAACGAAAGAACAUAGAUAAAUGGUACAUCACACAACCACAACUUGCCACAUAUAGUAACCAAGCAGAAAGCCACAAUCACUCCACGUGUCAUGAUCUCGCAGCAUAGAUUUGGAUCCUACUGACGACGCGGAAGCAGAUAAUAUUUUCCGGAGUGGAUGUGCAGCUCUGUCCGGUGCCCAAGCCACAUGCCACUUGGUGACUUGGGCACUCCUCUCGCCUGUGAAAUCUCUCCUGCUCUUUGCUGUUCUUCAAUUUCUCAAUCUCACUAAGAGAUUUGUACAUACGAGGACCUUCUCUCUCUCUCUCUCUCUCCUUGUAUCUAGGGUUUCAGAUUCUGUCAGAGAGAUAGAGGUUCGAUUCUCUGAAGUUCUUGAAUUGGAGUUUGAAGUUUGAUUCUGCUUUGUUUGAGUAUCUUUGAUUGGGGUCUUUGAAUUUGGGUUAACUGAUUUGAUCCAGUUUAGUUCGUAUUUGAAAGUCGGAGUUUUCGACGAGAGAUCUGUGAUUGUUCGAAGAUUUGCUCUUAAAUUGAUCUAGUUUAGCAUUUGAUUGGUGCUAUUAAGAUUGAUUUUCGUUCGCGAUGGUCACGGAUCCGCGUUCGAGUAUUUUCUUCGCAGUUUGACGAGUCGAGUAGACUGAUAAGACUUUAUUAAGCUAAGCUGGCUUUUAAGGCCAGAGUGGGAGAUUUAGAUGUUAUGCGGCAGUUGCAUAAGGAGUGUAAUACUGCGAGCUGGGAAUAUUGGGAGAUUAGCUGAGGGAGUCUUGCCAUUGGGCGUUGUCAAGAGAAGUUCACAUGCAAUUCUUGGGUUGAAAGAUCUGUGGAAUCAUAAGUUUUGGACAGGAGUAAGGAUGAUGGUUGAUACAGGCUCGAUGGACAAACAGGGUCCCAUUAUUGAUGUACUGCCAGAGAAAGAUGAUGAUGGUGGCUAUUUGAGUGGCGGGUGGAGAAGUGAGGAUGGAAAACUGAGCUGCGGAUAUUCAAGUUUCAGGGGGAAGAGAGUUAGCAUGGAGGAUUUCUAUGAUAUUAAAACAUCCAAGAUUGAUGGGAAAACUGUGUGCCUGUUUGGAAUAUUUGACGGACAUGGUGGUUCUCGUGCUGCUGAGUUUCUGAAGGAACAUCUUUUUGAAAAUCUCAUGAAGCAUCCACAGUUUAUCACUGACACCAAAAUGGCUAUAAGUGAAACGUAUAAACAGACUGAUGCAGAUUUCUUGGAUGCUGAAAAAGAUGCUUACCGGGAUGAUGGUUCAACUGCAUCAACAGCUGUGCUGGUUGGCAACCAUCUUUAUGUAGCCAAUGUGGGAGAUUCACGGGCUGUAAUAUCGAAGGCUGGAAAAGCAAUUCCUCUUUCUGAAGAUCAUAAACCAAACAGAAGUGAUGAGCGGAAGAGAAUUGAAAGUGCUGGAGGUGUUGUGAUGUGGGCUGGCACUUGGAGGGUGGGAGGUGUCUUAGCCAUGUCCCGUGCUUUUGGGAAUCGCUUGUUGAAGCAGUAUGUUGUUGCGGAACCAGAGAUUCAGGAUCAAGAACUUGAUGAAGACGUUGAAUUGCUCGUGCUUGCCAGUGAUGGGCUCUGGGAUGUAGUACCUAACGAGGAUGCUGUUUCGCUUGCCCACACAGAAGAAGAGCCUGAGGCAGCAGCUCGAAAAUUAACGGAAACUGCUUUUACGCGUGGCAGCGCUGACAAUAUCACCUGCAUUGUGGUGAGGUUCUACCGUGAGAGAGCAGAUCCGGCCAGUGUCCAGCAUGAUUAGAAAUAUUGCUUGCUCGUGUAAAAUACCUAAAAAUUAAUUUUAGGCAAAAAGAAGGCAAUUUGUUAAUUCGUUGGUUUGUUCCCUGAUUUGCUCUCUGCUUUCUCCUGUUGUAUGUUUCUGGUAUUUUGCCCAUAUAUGCGUACUGGCACGGUAUUUCCUUUGUCGUAUUCUAAUUCUAAUAAUGAAGUAUGUUUUUUCCCUUUGA
Malania oleifera is the source of this 2047-nucleotide messenger RNA. Its product is annotated as probable protein phosphatase 2C 76. The transcript is spliced from 9 exons. Gene Ontology annotation, biological process: protein dephosphorylation. The coding region runs from base 784 to 1842 and encodes 352 amino acids. Gene Ontology annotation, cellular component: nucleus; cytosol. The record is from RefSeq and is a predicted model, not a curated record. Gene Ontology annotation, molecular function: cation binding; protein serine/threonine phosphatase activity. Lineage: Eukaryota; Viridiplantae; Streptophyta; Magnoliopsida; Santalales; Ximeniaceae.